Molecule: messenger RNA, 6011 nt
Organism: Humulus lupulus (European hop)
Lineage: Eukaryota; Viridiplantae; Streptophyta; Magnoliopsida; Rosales; Cannabaceae
Product: nuclear pore complex protein NUP214
Exons: 17
Coding region: 54-5729 (1891 amino acids)
Biological process (GO): RNA export from nucleus
Molecular function (GO): structural constituent of nuclear pore
Source: RefSeq, a predicted model, not a curated record
AGAUUAACUACUAAACCCCCCAUUUCUCUUCUGGUUAGGGUUUUCGAGCAACAAUGGCUUCUUCUUCGUCUUCGGAGAAGGUGAUUGAGAUAGACGAAGAGCUCGAAGCAGACCAAGUCCACACAACCGAUUACUUCUUCGACAGGAUUGGAGAACCCGUCCCUCUCAAGCCUCCUCCCUUUAACUUCGAUCUCAAUUCCCUUCCUUCCCAACCCCUCGCCCUCUCCGAGCUCCACGGCCUCCUCUUCCUCGCUCACUCUUCUGGGUUUUGCGUUGCAAGGACCAAGGAUGUUAUAGCUCUCGCCCUUGAAAUUAAGGAAAAGGGAACUGCUGCUUCUUCUUCUAUUCAGCAGUCCAGCCUUGUGGAUGUUCCUCUUGGAGAAGUUCGUAUUUUGGCGCUUUCUCACGACGAGUCCACUCUUGCCGCUACUGUUGGGGCUGACAUUCAUUUUUUCUCCGUCGAUUUGCUUAUUGCCGUUAAGGAACCAAUACCAGCUUUCUCGUGCUCGGUGGACGAGUCAAGCUACGUUAAAGACUUGCGGUGGAGAAAAAAAUCUGAGAAUUCUUAUCUGGUUCUUUCAAAUACUGGGAGUCUCUAUCGAGGAACUCUUGAUGGUCCCAUUAAACAUGUCAUGGACGACGUUGAUGCUGUUGAGUGGAAUGCGAAAGGAAAUUAUAUUGCUUUGGCAAGAAAGGAUAUGCUUAACAUCUUGUCAUCUAAGUUUAAGGAAAAAUCACACGUGGUACUUCCAUUCAAGUCUUGGAUUGGUGACUCUGAUGCGGAUUGCAAUGUGAAAGUGGAUUCUAUCAGGUGGGUUCGUCCAGAUAGCAUCAUAUUAGGAUGCUUUCAACUGGCGGAAGAUGGAAGUGAAGAAAAUUACUAUGUACAAGUUAUUAAAAGCAAGGGAGGGAAAAUUUCUGAUGCCUCCAGCAAGUCAGUUGCCAUAUCUUUCUAUGAUUUGUUUUCGGGUGUUGUUGAUGACAUUCUGCCAUUUGGAAGCGGACCUUAUUUAUUAAUGAGCUAUUUGGAGCAGUGGGAAUUUGCAAUAGCUGCUAACAAGAAGAAUACAGAUCAACAUGUAGUGUAUCUUGGUUGGUCACUAGGAGAGGAAAAGAAUGACAUCGCUAAUGUUGAUAUCCAACGAGAUAACAUGCUACCAAAGAUUGGGCUUCAAGAAAACGAUGAUGAUAAUUUGAUACUGGGACUUUGCACUGAUAAAGUUUCAUGCUACGGAAAAGUUAAAGUUCAACUUGGAGCUGAGGAACAGAGAGAACUGUUGCCUUAUUGCAUUCUGCUGUGUCUUACACUAGAGGGAAAACUUGUUAUGUUUCAUGUUGCUAGUGUCAAUGCUAAUGCAGCUCAACCUGAGGUUCCCCUUUCUGAUGAAGAAGGGGAAGCUAGUGGUGCAGUACCUGUAGAGGAUGAAGUAUCAGAACCUUCUAUCAAACUGGAAGAACAGUUAGGGAAGGUCCCUAUAAAUCUUCAAUUGCAGGAUGUUGAUAAAAAGGAACUUGAUAAAGAAAAAUACAGUGAGGUUCUUAACAAAACUAACACGAAGCCUCCUGAUGUUACCGAAUCAUCAAUCACUAUUGCUGCUGAUGAAAUAUCCCAGGAAACCCCCCAUCCUUUGGUCAAGGGUUUUAGCAUGACAGGGGCUGAAGCAUUUUCAGGGUUUGAAUAUAAUGCUGCUCAGACUUCUACUCAGGCACUUGCAGGGUUUGGAUCUAGUGCUGCGCAAACAUCUACUCAGGGAUUUGCAUCGGGUGCUGCUCAAACAUCUACGCAGGGAUUUGCAGGGUUUGGAUCUGGCGUUGCUCAAACAUCUACACAGGGCUUUGCAGGGUUCGGAUCUGGCGCUGCUCAAACAUCUACACAGGGUUUUGCAGGGUUCGGAUCUGGCGCUGCUCAAACAUCCUUACAGGGAUUUGCAGGGUUUGGAUCUGGUGCUGCUCAAACAUCCACUCAAGCAAUUACAGCGUUUGGAGCUGGUGCUACUCAAACUUCUACUCAAGCAUUUGCAGGGUUUGGAUCUAGUGCUGCUCAAACAGCUACUCAAUCAUUUUCAAGGUUUGGCCCUGGUGGUAUUUCAGUUUCUGGAAAAAUGUUAGCCGACUCUGCUGUCCAGUUAAAUCGGAAGGAAUUACACACUAGUGUUGAGAUGGUCAAGGGGUCACCCAUAAAUGCUGGUUUGUUGAGAACUUCAUCUCAAUCAUUGCCAAGUGUAAAAUCCAUCUCUCCCAAGGAAACUGAUGCGAGUUCUCUAGUUGUACCUUCAAGCUAUAUUGAAAGUGAUGGUUCUGAAAAUGCUGGUCUUAAUGCUAAAAAUAUUGCAAUAAACAUUCCUGGAAAACAUGUCCAUUUGAAGGAACCUGUGGGUACUUCUACAUCAUAUAGUACUUCGGAUAGGCUGUUUCAGAGUUCGGGACAGAGACCUAUAACAACCCCUGGUAAUAUUGAGUCAUUACCUUCCAUUCGUGGGUCACAUGUCUCAUCACAGGAAAAGGCCAUACAUUCUGACUCUGCCAACCACAAGCAUCUUCCAACCAAGGAGAAUUAUAGAAAUCUGCACCAGUCGGGAAUGCUGAAUUCUGAACCAAAUUUUUCAAAACAAUUUGGCAAUAUUAAAGAUAUGACCAAAGAGUUAGAUAUGCUUCUACAAUCUAUAGAGCAACCAGGUGGUUUCAUAGAUGCCUGUACAGUUUCACAUAAGAGUUCAGUUGAGGCACUGGAGCAAGGAAUACAGACUUUGUCCGACAAAUGUAGUUUGUGGAAGAGCAUUAUGGAUGAGCGAGUUGGAGAGGUGCAGAAUCUUCUUGAUAAAACAGUACAAGUGUUGGCAAGGAAGGUAUAUAUGGAGGGCAUUGUCAAACAAGCAUCUGAUAGCCAAUAUUGGGACCUUUGGAAUCGUCAAAAAUUGAGUUCCGAACUUGAGCUAAAGCGGCGUCAUAUACUAAAAUUGAAUGAGGAAUUGACUAAUCAGUUGAUUGAACUGGAAAAGCAUUUUAAUAACAUUGAACUAAACAAAUUUGGGGAAAAUGGUGGAGUUCACGUGGGUAAGAGAUCUACUCAGAGCAGAUAUGGACCUUCAAGACAGGUUCAAUCCUACCAUAUUUUACAUAACACAAUGAGCUCACAGUUAGCUGCUGCAGAGAAACUUUCCGAGUGUCUUUCAAAACAAAUGGCAACUUUGAAUAUAGAAUCACCUUCGUCAAAGCAAAAGAAUGUCAAAAAAGAGUUGUUUGAAUCCAUAGGGAUUCCUUAUGAUGCCUCCUUCAGUUCUCCGAGUGCCACAAAAGCUAGUAGUAUCCAUUCAAAUAGUAAAGUCUUACUUUCUGGUUCUACUGCUGCUAAAGUCAAGUCAAAGGGAAAAUCAAGCGCCUUGAAGAGUUAUGGACAGGAGACUGCAAGGAGGAGAAGAGACUCUCUGGACCGGAGUUGGGCCAGUUUUGACCCUCCAAAAACAACUGUAAAGAGACUUCUUUUGCAAGAAAGCAAGCCAAGUGUGCCUACAGAUAAACAAAUAUUUAAUUCUCGCAUGCUAGAGAGAACAGCAGUAGCUCGCUCAAGGGAUCAUGCUUCUUCAACUUUCUCUCUGUCGCAAAACAGAGCUGGAAAUCUAGGUGAACCUGUGAAACAGGCUGAUCAAGAAACUCCAUUUGCAAGUGAUCGUCUGCAGUUGAACUUUUCAGGGAUGAAGUCUCCUACAUUGCAAAGAAACCUUAUGUCGUCAGCAUCUCAAUCGGGUUCUGUAGCAGGCCAACAGUUCAUGAGAGAUUCUAGCAAUAAAACUGCUGAAAAACUAGGUAGUGGCAUAAGUAUUUUUGAGAAGUCUGAUGCAGUCGCAGUGAAGGAGAACAAAACCUUUAUGAAAUCUGACACCGACCAGAAUCCAAAACCAUCAGUGCCUGCAAUGUUCCCCAGUCAAUCCCCCAUGUUUGUAAAGAAAACUACCGAAGAAAAUUCUAGUAAAGAGACUGCAUCUAGUUUGAUGGUAGACAGUGCAAAGAAUUCACCUUCAACCAUUAGUUUGUUUUCUGAUUCCAAGGGGAAGCUUGAUUCUCCAUUCUCUCGUGCAUCUUUUCCAGGAGUACAGAGUUUACCAAAAACAGUUGUACAGCCUGAUUCUGCACUAGGCAGAAGUCAACCUAGUGAAAAAGUUCUCUCUCCUCUGACAUCCUCAGUAUCACUUUCAGCUCCUAUGUCUUCCUCGUUUUCAACAUCUUCAGCUCCCCCGUCUUCAUUAUCUCUUACAUCCUCAACUGAUCAAACUUCACCAUUUUCUAUCAGCAAAUCUUGGACCAAUUCGAAUAGCAAUGCAAAUGCAAGUCAAGCUAGUUCAACAUCUUCGACAUUAGCUUUUCCUUCUCCAGUUCUACCUUCAGGUUCUUUUGAGGCUCCCAAGUCACCGACACCCCCAUCUUUCACACCACCAACCAUAUCCUUGAAUUCAGAGACUCCCAAGACAGAACUGAAGAGUUCUUCAAAAGCAGAUACUGACACUCCUACUCAAGCAUCGGCUGUGCCGCAUGGUGAGCUAGACACAAAGCCUAAACCUUCAGUGUCAUCUAACCAAGUACCAGCCAUCCUGCCUGGCCCUUCCAAAGGUCAAUUUGAUUUGAAUAUUACACCUUUAGCAUCAACCACCCCUAGAGUUGAAAAUACAGCAGCAUCAGCCACAGCCACUCCUAAAAUUGAAACUGCGAUGGCACCAGCACCAGCCACAGCCACUCCUAAAAUUGAAACUACAAUGGCAUUGACACCAGCACCAGCACUGGCAUCUGCGAGCCAACCAAGUUUCAAUAGUGCUGCUAGUCCCGCACCUAAUAUGGCAUUGAAGAACGUGGCAGAACAGCCGGCUUCUCUACCUGCUAUGUUCCAAGCACAAACUCCAACGUCUGGGGUUGUUAGCACUGGAAAUGGUAAUGAUAAUGAAGAUGACAUGGACGAGGAAGCUCCAGAGUUGAGUAACGCUGCUCAACUUAGUUUGGGAAGCCUUGGUGGUUUUGGUCUUGGCUCUUCUCCCAAUCCCUCCGCUCCUAAACCUAAUCCAUUUGGUGCUUCAUUCGGUAACCCAACAGCAAAUGUUGCAAGUUCUCCUUUCUCCAUGAGUGUUCCUAGUGGAGAGCUUUUUCGGCCUGCAUCAUUUAGCUUUCAAUCUCCACAACCUACACAAGCAUCUCCGCCUGCAAACUCAGGUGCAUUCUCUGGUGGAUUUGGCAAUGGGACAACUGCUCAAGCUCCCGCAAGUGGCUUUGGGCAGGCAUCUCAAAUCGGACAAGGGCAGCAAGCAUUGGGAUCAGUUCUUGGCUCUUUUGGGCAGUCAAGACAGAUUGGCACUGGUUUACCAGGAACUGGUUUUGGAUCCCCAAGUGGUUUCGGCAGUGGAUUUGCAGCAGCUUCCGGUUCUUCUGGUGGUUUCUCAAAUGCUGUUGGUGGGUUCGCUAGUAUGGCUUCAAGUGGUAGCGGGUUUUCUAGCUUGGCUGCAGGUGCUAGUGGAUUUGGUAAUGCAGCAGCUUCUGGAGGUGGUGGAUUUGCUGCGGCAGCUUCUGCUGGUAGGGGAUUUGCUCCAGCAGCUUCGCCAAGUGUUGGUUUUGGAGGAGCACCUCCAAGCGGUGGUGGAUUUGGAGCUUUCGGCAACAAACAAGGAAGUGGUGGCUUUUCAGCUUUUGGUAGCAAUGCAGCAGCUAGUGGAAAACCCCCUGAGCUUUUCACACAAAUGAGAAAAUAAAUUGCUAUUUCAAUUGAAUUUUGAGCAUUUCACACAAAUGAGAAAAUAAAUUGCUAUUUCAAUUGAAUUUUGGGCAUUUCACACAAAAUGAGAAAGUAAAUUGUUAGCAAGUUCAUAACAAUCAUAUUUGGAUUGAAUUUUGUUUAAUGUAAUAUAUAUGGUGAUCUCUCCCCAAUUUCCAGGGCUUUUUAUUUCUUCUUUAUUCUCUAAAUGGAUAAUUAUAAGAAUUUCCAAACUGAUGUUGGUAGUUUUUAAUCGUAAAAUAAAAGCACACUUCGUAGA